Molecule: messenger RNA, 3744 nt
Organism: Papaver somniferum (opium poppy)
Lineage: Eukaryota; Viridiplantae; Streptophyta; Magnoliopsida; Ranunculales; Papaveraceae
Product: systemin receptor SR160-like
Exons: 1
Coding region: 156-3554 (1132 amino acids)
Biological process (GO): protein phosphorylation
Molecular function (GO): ATP binding; protein kinase activity; protein binding
Source: RefSeq, a predicted model, not a curated record
UUCUUCUGUGAAACUCUGUUUCUGUUUCUCUGUUUCUUUCUCUUCUCUCUUCUAAAACUCUGUGUCUGUGUCUCUAUGAAACCCUAAAAAGCUCUCUCUAAAUGAAACCCUAGAAAUCUAUCUCUACUACUCUGCAGCUAAAAGAAAAAAGAAAGAUGAAGAAGUAUUGUUUUUUCUUCAUUACAGGCUUGUUGUUUUUGUAUAGUAUAGGAAAAGUUGAUUCAUCUUCAUCAUCUAUUAAUGGAGUUGGCUUUUCUAAAGAUGUUGAGAAAUUACUUGCUUUUAAAAGUAAGUUAAUAAAUCCGAGUGUAUUGCAAAACUGGGUACAGAACCAAGAUCCUUGUUACUUCACUGGUGUUUCUUGUAAUAAUAAUAAAGACUCUGUUUCUGGGUUAGAUCUUAGUUUUGUUAAUUUGAAUUUGGAUUUCAAGUUUGUUUCUUCAUUUCUAAUGAGUUUAGAAUCUCUAGAGAAAUUGUCUCUUAGAUUUUCUAACCUCACUGGAAAUCUCUCUUCUUCUUCUUCAUCAUCAUCAAGUUCCUGCAGUGAGAAGCUUCAAGAGUUGGAUCUAUCUGGAAAUAGAUUAACUGGUUCUGUCUCAGAUAUUUCAUCUCUGAGUUCUUGUUCAAAUUUGGUUUCUCUUAAUUUAUCAAGAAAUUCAUUGGGUGGAGGAGGAAAUAAGGGCUAUUCUGGGUUGAAAUUACCACCAAGUUUACAAAAACUUGAUCUUUCUUCAAAUAAUUUCACUGGAAAAAUCCCAUCUUUGAGUCAUCAGGCUAUUUUAAACCACCUUGAUCUUUCUGCAAACAAAUUUUCUGGAGAUAUUGGCAGAUACUUCACUGGGUUUAAAUCGUUAAGCUACCUGAAUCUUUCUUAUAACGAGUUUUCAGGAGAAAUUCCUCUGGAGAUUACUGAUUCUUGUACUACUUUGAUGGAGAUUGAUCUUUCUUUUAAUCAAUUAGUUGGUUCUUUACCUGCUGGUUUAGCUUCUUGUACUUCAUUAGAACAGAUUAAUCUCUCCAACAACAGCUUCUCCGGUGAGUUCCCUUCAAAUACUCUGAUUCAGAUGGCUAAAUUGAAGAAACUGGUCUUAUCUUACAAUUAUUUUGAUGGUGAAGUUCAUGAUUCUAUAUCAAAGCUUACAAAUUUGGAGAUGCUUGAUUUAAGUGCAAAUAAUCUUUCUGGGUUGAUUCCACCGGGACUAUGUGAUGAUUAUAAAGAAAGUAAUUUGAAAGAAUUGUAUCUUCAGAACAAUAUGUUUACAGGGACUGUGCCGUCGAGCUUGAGCAAGUGUUCUAAACUGAUUACACUUGAUCUUAGUUCAAAUUAUCUUACUGGAACUAUACCUUCAAGUUUCGGUUCAUUAUCUCAGCUUCGGGAUUUGAUAAUGUGGUUGAAUCAGUUAACCGGUGAGAUUCCGACUGAACUUGAGAACAUCAAAACACUCGAGAAUUUGAUUCUUGAUAAUAAUGGGCUUACAGGAGGUAUUCCAUCUGGUUUAAGUAAUUGUACUAAUUUGAAUUGGAUUUCGUUAUCGAGUAAUUUGUUAAGCGGAGAGAUUCCGCCGUGGAUUGGUACGCUUAAUAAGCUAGCAAUUCUCAAGCUAGGGAACAAUUCAUUUUCGGGUGUAAUUCCGGCGGAGCUCGGAGAUUGUCGGAGUUUGAUUUGGUUGGAUCUUAAUAGUAAUUCGUUGAGUGGUAGCAUUCCUGCUACUCUGUCGAAGCAAGCUGGGAACAUUGCUGGUGGUUUGGUUGCAGGGAAACGAUAUGUUUAUUUGAAGAAUGAUGGUAGUCCUGGUUGUCAUGGAGCUGGUAGUCUUCUUGAAUUCGCUGGGAUUCGACCGGAGGGCUUGGACAGAGUUCCGACGAGACGUCAGUGCAAUUUCACUAGAGUUUAUAUGGGUAAUACUCAGUACACAUUUAACAACAAUGGCUCGAUGAUUUUUCUUGAUCUCUCUUACAAUAAAUUGGAGAAUAGCAUUCCUAAAGAGCUUGGAGAUAUGUAUUAUCUGUCUGUUCUGAAUUUGGGGCAUAAUAAUCUCACCGGUGCAAUUCCAAAUCAUUUCGGGAACUUGAAAAAUGUUGGCAUUCUUGAUCUUUCUUUCAAUCAGUUGGAAGGUCCGAUUCCGGGUGCGUUGUCCGGUCUUAGUCUGUUGGCUGAGAUUGAUCUUUCAAACAACAGGCUUUCUGGGUUGAUUCCUGAAGGAGGUCAGCUAGCAACAUUUCCUCCUUACCGGUACCAAAAUAACGAUGGUCUCUGCGGUUAUCCUCUUCCUCCUUGUGGAGAUUCAGCUUCGAAUUCGUCAGCUUCUUUGCAUCCGAAAUCUCACCGAAGACAAGCUUCUUUAGCUGGGAGUGUUGCUAUGGGCUUAUUGUUUUCACUGUUCUGCAUCUUCGGAGUGAUUAUUGUUAUAGUGGAGAGAAAUAAGCGGCAGAAGAAGAAAGAAGCGGCCUUGGAUAUUUACAUCGACAGCCGAUCACAUUCUGGUACCGCGCAUACCAAUUGGAAACUGACGAGUGCUCGUGAAGCUCUGAGUAUCAACCUGUCUACCUUCGACAGACCUCUCCGGAAGCUUACGUUUGCUGAUCUUCUUGAUGCUACAAACGGCUUCCACAAUGACAGUUUAAUUGGCUCAGGUGGUUUUGGGGAUGUUUAUAAAGCUCAGCUCAAGGAUGGCAGCAUUGUCGCCGUGAAGAAACUAAUUCAGAUUAGUGGGCAAGGCGACAGGGAAUUCACAGCUGAGAUGGAAACAAUUGGUAAAGUUAAGCAUCGAAAUCUUGUUCCUUUAUUGGGUUACUGUAAGGUUGGAGAAGAACGGCUAUUAGUCUACGAGUACAUGAGAUUUGGCAGUUUAGAAGACGUUUUACAUGAUCGAAAGAAAGGCGGUAUCAAGCUUAAAUGGCCUGCAAGAAGAAGAAUUGCAGUUGGAGCAGCAAAAGGUCUAGCUUUCCUGCACCAUAUGUGCGUUCCUCAUAUUAUCCACAGAGACAUGAAAUCGAGCAAUGUUCUUCUAGACGAAAAUUUAGAAGCUAGAGUUUCAGAUUUCGGAAUGGCGAGGCUAAUGAGUGCAAUGGAUACCCAUCUCAGUGUAAGCACUCUUGCCGGUACACCAGGUUACGUUCCGCCAGAAUACUACCAGAGUUUCAGAUGUUCGGCAAAAGGGGAUGUUUACAGUUACGGUGUAGUCCUCCUCGAAUUACUUACCGGUAAACAACCAACAGAUUCAGCAGAUUUUGGCGACAACAAUCUAGUCGGAUGGGUGAAGCAACACGCGAAACUCAAAAUAACCGAUGUUUUUGAUCCGGAACUCAUGAAAGAAGACCCGACAUUAGAGAUUGAGCUAUUACAACAUCUUAAAGUUGCCUGCGCUUGUUUAGAUGAUCGACCGUGGCGGCGGCCUACAAUGAUUCAAGUCAUGGCAAUGUUUAAAGAAAUCCAAGCGGGUUCAAGCAUCGAUUCUUCGGUCAGUACGAUUGAUCAAGACGGAAGUUUUCAUACCAUUGAAAUGGUUGAAAUGACUAUAAAAGAAGGUCAAGAACUAAACACCAAGCACUGAAGCAAGCGGUUCUUCCACAAUUUUCAGAAAACCCCCCAUGAUUUUGUUGUCUUCUUGUAUGUAAUAUAUCUCAUCUUUGUUUUAAAAUCUCUGUCAUUUUAUACAUACGUAGAAGGAAGGAUGUUUCUUCUUCUUUUUUUGUUUGGUGUACAUAUAAGAAGAUAAUAUAAGAUGGUUAUUAUUUAAAAAA